CUAGCUAUGAUGUGGAUUACCUGAAUGUUAUGAGGGAUUAUGAAGGGAUUAUAGAUCCAGUAGGCACUAAGGUAGAAACCAGGAAAUUAGCCAGUUUUGGAGCUUUCUCUUCUACACCCCUCCUCCAACCGAAGCAUUGAAACAGAGAACUUUGCUCUCAGAGUCCUUGCUGAAAUAUCAGUACACUAUUUGGACACAACAUUUUGGUUUCAUCAUGAUUUCCUGCCACUUCGGUGUUUUGCUUUGCCUUCUUUUGCUUGCAUCUCCUAUUGCCAGGGCUUCAGUUUUCUUAAGGCCCAAGGAAGCCAGCAACAUCUUACAAAGAGCUAGGAGAGCUAAUUAUUUCUUCGAAGAGCUUAAAGCAGGAUCAGUUGAGCGGGAAUGCCUAGAAGAGAAAUGUUCAUGGGAGGAAGCAAGAGAAAUCUUCCAAGAUGAUUUGAGGACCAAAGAAUUCUGGGCAAUCUAUACAGAUCCUGAUCAGUGUGACUCCAACCCUUGCCAGAAUGGUGGGACCUGUAUUGAUGGGCAUCAAGACUACUUAUGCAUUUGUCCUCCAACACAUGAAGGCAGAAAUUGUGAAAUAGGACCAGAAAGCAAGCUGAAAUGCAUUUUUAACAAUGGCAAUUGUGAGCAGUUUUGUGUAGAUUCCCCAACCACAUUAAGACAGUGCUUUUGUGCAGAGGGAUACAGGCUAGCAAGUGACCAAGUAUCCUGCAUCGCAGAAGUUGAUUAUCCCUGUGGGAAAAUACCUGUUCUGGCAAAAAGGCCAAAUCGACAAGGAAGAAUCAUAGGUGGUUAUGAGUGUCCUCCAGGCGAAUGUCCGUGGCAAGCUCUCAUAACAGAAAAUGGAAAUGAAAAAUGUGGAGGAGUUCUGGUUGCUCCAUCCUGGAUCAUUUCAGCAGCUCACUGUUUUGACCGUGUCCUCCGACAAAAUCUCAGGAUAAGGCUUGGUGAAUACCGUAUCAACCGUAGAGAUGAAGGCGAACAAGAAAGAGGAGUUGAUGAAUUAAUAAUCCAUGAAAAGUAUUCUUUCAAAACCGUUGACAAUGACAUUGCCUUGCUGCGAUUAUCAGCCCCCGUCAACUUUUCUGAGUAUGUGGUGCCCAUCUGUUUGCCACCGCCUCGAUUUGCAGCAGACAUAUUGAACUAUGUUGAAUUCUCCACAGUGAGUGGGUGGGGGCGUCUUUUGGAAGGCGGGGCUACUUCAGCACUUCUUAUGCGAGUGGAAGUCCCCAAAAUACACAAAAAGGAAUGCGUUUUGCACACUAAAUUCAAUAUUACAGACAACAUGUUCUGUGCAGGUUAUCUUGAUGGGAGUAAAGAUUCUUGUGAAGGUGACAGUGGUGGACCUCAUGUCACUGAAUACAAAAAUACUUGGUAUCUAACGGGAGUUGUGAGCUGGGGUAAAGGGUGUGCUGCAAAAGGAACAUAUGGAGUUUAUACAAAAGUUAUAAGAUACUAUCAGUGGCUAAAUAAUCGUAUGGAUUCCUAAUACAUAUUGCUUCCAAAUUGCCCUUUCAUUGUCCAAAUCCAUAAUAUUUAACCUUUGAAUUUAGCUUAUAACUGACUUAUAUAUUUUUUAAUUAGAUUCUACAUUUUAAAUCUGUAGUAAAACUUUGAUUCAAUUAAUUGCCAUUAAAUAAUUUGAAUGCUAAAAGCUUUCAUCCAUUCACAAUACAGGGGUACCUCAGUACUCAAUUACUUCAAAACUUAUUGAAUUUAGUACUUGACACAUUUUGUGACAAAAAUGUUGUCCCAGUACUUGUUUCUUUGUUUGGUACACGAUGUGCUGCGAUAGGAAAAGGGGGACAGACACGAAGAACAGACAGGAAGUCAGCCAUACUGGGAAGGUUGCUUCAAAAGGAGCAGAGGGUGGACAGAAAGUUGGCCAUGCUGGAAGAAAAGGGACAGACAGGAAGUCCUUCCUGGCCAAAGUUAGGGUCACACGGCAAGUCACAUAGUUUGUUUGACACUCAACAUUUUUACUACUCAUUGUGCCUCCAAGAACCAAUUAAUGGCAAGUACUGAGUCAUCACUGCAAUGGACCAAUCCCUUGGAUUUAGACAAGGCAUUUAAAUUUACUUUAAAUGUUUCUUUAUUCACAUUAUUUGCACAUGAUGUAGACACUCAACCUGAUCAUGCCAUUUGCAUAAAGCUGUCAAUACACAAAUUAUGUCCAUUGCUGUAUAUGACACAUUUGGAUUUUAGAGAUGUUCUGAAAUAAUGGAUAUUUUAUUGCUAUACUGCUGAUGAAACUCAAUUUAUACUUUAUUGAUUUCUUAAGUUAGCUAAUAAAUACAUUUAAAAUAAAAACUUCUGACAUGAUAGGGACUGUUGUGUAUAAAUUUCAUAAAAUUUCAUGGAAAAUAUUUGUUUAAGAGCUGGAAAGUAUAUUUAAAUUUUUGAUUCAUUGCAUUUCUGAUUCUGGAUGUUUUCAUGUGUGUGUGUGUAGUUGUUUUUUUUGUCAUCUGUGUUUUACUGGCUUGGCCAAUUUUGUAUCAAGUGUCACAAUUUUGUCGACAAAAAAAUGUAACAGCUGUCAAUCAAAUUCAGCUUUCUUUGAUGUCUGACUAUUUGGGGAUUUGUGGUCUAAUAAAUGAAAGACACACUAGAUUUUGAAAAGCUAAUCAAGACUUUGCAAAACUGGAUAGAGAGAGAGCUUCUAAUCUAUCACAUAAGCUAAAUGCUCUGAUUGUAUUAGGUAGUUACUUGAAAUAUUAGGAAUUAGAAUCUUCUAACUCUAGAAUCUUCUAGAAACUUAGAAUCAUGUUUGACUCUACAGACCUGAUGCCUCUGCUAUUAUAAUUACCAAUCUCAUGAGCACCGAAUUUUUCAGUAACAGUAAAACAUAGUUGAAAGUGACCUUGGAAGUCUUCUACCACCUGCUCAAGUAGGAGACCCCAUCCUACUCUAGACAACCUGCUGUCCAAUCGCUUCAGUGAUGGAGGACCGACACUUCCGGAGGCAAGCAUUCCACUGAUUGUCUUGCCCUCUCUUCUGAAUACUUAGGCCAAUUAACCCUGGAGAAGUCCAAAUCAAUAAUACAAGAGAACCAGAGACAUUGAUUAUCAAAAGAAUGACACUGCCAAAUGUUAGAAAGUCAUAAGCGCUUUACUGCAAAGUAUCUAUAACUAUAUGGCAAAUCUAGACAGCAUACUAAAAAGCGAGACAUCACCCUGCCAACAAAAGUGCAUAUAGUCAAGGCUAUGGUGUUCCCAGUUGCAAUGUAUGGUUGUGAAAGUUGGACCAUAAGAAAGGCUGAGUGCCAAAGAAUUGAGGCCUUUGAACUAUGGUGCUGGAGAAGACUCUUGUGAGUCCCUUGGACUGCAAGGCGAACAACCAGUCAGUCCUAGAGGAGAUCAAUCCUGACUGCUCUUUAGAAGGCCAGAUCCUGAAGAUGAAACUCAAAUACUUUGGCCACCUAAUGAGAAGGAAGGACUCACUGGAGAAGAGCCUAAUGCUGGGAAAGAUUGAGAGCAAAAGAAGAAGGGGAUGACAAAGAAUGAGGUGGCUGGAUGGAGUCACUGAAGCAAUCAGCAUGAGCUUAAAUGGACUCCAGGAGAUGGUAGAGGACAGAAAAGGCCUGGAGGAAUGUCCAUGGGGUCGUCAUAGGUCGAACACAACUUCACAACUAACAACAACAAUAAUCUAUCCUGGGGGUGGGCACUUAAUAAAAAUAAACUGAGAAACUGGAACUGAACCAAUGAAACCUGAUUUGAUGUCCUCAAACUUCAUCUCUCCCAACUCCUCAAGCUGUUCCAAACAAGGCUGAGCAUUGCACAGGCUCAGAAAAGCGUUUUCUCUCCUUGCCUUCCUGCAGCUGCCAGCCGAGCGAAGGAGCCAACUUGGCUUCCUCUCCUGCCCCCUGUGGUGGAUUAUUUAUUUACAUUUGAUUUUUAAUUUUCAAUUGACCUUAUGUGGGCCAGACAGGGACAAUCAAAGGGCCGGAUGUGGUUCAGAGCCGUAAAAUGCCCAGGGUCUGGUUCUAAUCCUAAACAAACAUAGAUGGGCCUUUUCCACAGCCUGCUUUGAUGUUCUCUUAGCUCAGCUGCCAGGAAGAUUUCAUGGGACUCCUUAUUUGCAGAGACUUUGCCCUUGUGGAUCUACAGAAUAGAAACUCUUAUUCAUGUCUUCAUAUGGUGUCCUUUCUAUGAUGCCCCAAGAUGUGUUCUAAUUACUCCAAUCAGUUCCAAAUAAGGCUGCACAGAUAAAUGCUACAUUUAUUAUUUUUUAAGGGUAACCUCAAACUCACCUAUCAGAUGGCCAAAUAUCUUCAAGUUCUACAACUACUCAAAACUUUUAAUUAAAUAUAUUGUUUUAGUGCCCAAUUCUUUCCUAUUCUCAAUAACAAAUGUGUUAAAUUAUUUCUCUUUUUACUAUAUUGUAAAAGUACUG
Molecule: messenger RNA, 4395 nt
Organism: Ahaetulla prasina
Lineage: Eukaryota; Metazoa; Chordata; Lepidosauria; Squamata; Colubridae
Gene: F7
Product: coagulation factor VII
Exons: 9
Coding region: 215-1492 (425 amino acids)
Biological process (GO): proteolysis; blood coagulation
Cellular component (GO): extracellular region
Molecular function (GO): serine-type endopeptidase activity; calcium ion binding
Source: RefSeq, a predicted model, not a curated record